This is a messenger RNA of Asterias rubens (European starfish), 7339 nucleotides long. RefSeq lists its product as uncharacterized. The record is from RefSeq and is a predicted model, not a curated record. NCBI's taxonomy places the organism in Eukaryota, Metazoa, Echinodermata, Asteroidea, Forcipulatida, Asteriidae. Gene Ontology annotation, molecular function: nucleic acid binding; protein binding; ATP binding. The transcript has 47 exons. Gene Ontology annotation, biological process: transposable element silencing; germ-line stem cell division. Bases 137 to 6226 code for a protein of 2029 amino acids.
UCACACACACGUGUGUUUCACGCACAACGUAACGUCAUGGGGCCCAGGGAGUUCCGUCAUAAUGUUAAAAUGUGAAACUUUGUGAAAGACGAGUGUUUAAAAUAUUCCUUGAGUGUGCUGCAUAACGGUUCUCAACAUGGCUCCGAUUGACGUUACAAUAUUGAAGGUGACUGAUCCAAGUCAUUUCUGGGCCAAGGAGGUACCUGGACCGAGCAUGACGCCCCAGGCCAGGCAGUUUCUUCUCUUAUGCCAAGAUAUUGAUGAAUACUGUAGCUCAGAUCAGUUUCAGAGCAUGCAUGUUUACCAAGCAAAGAAAGGAAUGGUUUGUCUUGCACGGAAGAUGCAAACUGAUCAUUGGUAUCGAGCUCGAGUAACUAGCAUCAUACAUCGCAAGUAUUUGGAAGAGGCUAGUUGUGUCUUAUUGGAUUAUGGAGAAUCAAUCCGAGUUCCUACGAGCAGAAUGCGUGACAUUCCAGCCUCGUUUCUUGAUGUACCAUUUCAAGCGAGGGAGUACGCCCUCUAUGACCUCCUUCCACUCACUCUUAAAGUGUCAUUUGAAGAAGAUCAGGCAACUAUGCAACCAACCACAAAAUGGGACACGGCAGCAGUGGAGUACUUUGAAGAAAUGUUAGCAGGUAAACCAGCCAAGAUUGAUAUCCACCAUACAAGACAGGAUGGUGUAUCUUUAGUCACACUGUACGUCAGUGUGGAUCUGAACCAGGUGAAUGUGAAUGAGGAACUAUUGAAGCUAGACUAUGCAACGAAAGGAGAUGUAUCGUCACUUCUGGAUGGUUCAAUUUCCGUUACACCAGAGAAAACAAGAUCACCGAGGUACUCUAGUUCAAGACGAUCUCUGUCUCCAAGCAGCGAAUCUGAUGUCCAAUCCACAACAAGCAGAAGAAGUAUUUCUAGUCCACCUACACCUCCGAUGGCUUCAGGCUCUGAUGGACUAAGGUUGAAAUCAAACAAACGGAGUGUGCCCAGUCCAUUAACAUCUCCACUGGCUUCAGAUUCUGAGAGACAAGGGUUAGACUUGGAAACAACUUUGGGAGGAGUUGUAGGGCUGUCUUCACAACAACACUCGCAGCAUGGUCAACCCGUAACCAAAUCCCCGAAGCAACUGUUAUCUCAGAUGAUGGCACUUAUGGAGAACACUAAGAAGACGGUUGACGUGCCUCCAUCAGCCAGAAACCUAUCUACACAAGCGCUUACUCAACCAUCUUCCAAAAGUCUGCCAUCAGCAAGAAACCAGUCUCCACAACCACUCACUAAGACAUCGUCCCAAACACCUGUUGCUCAAACCUCACCUGACAUUAAACAACAACAACAACCAAGAGAAGCAGCUAGUCUGAGAUUGAAAACGCCUUCACCGUUCAAAGUUGUACAGACCAACAAGUCAGGUGCUACGAGGCUCCCGUUUGCUGUUGGAGGUAAAUUCUCUCUCAUGCCAGAGGAGAUGGAUUCCCUAAAGCCUGGACAAACGAUCUGCCCACCUGCCGUUUUAUCGAGUGUCAGAAAAACACAGGAAAGGAGAAGUGGCUUUUCAUCCGAUCCAGAUUAUUACAACUCGUCCUCCGAUGAACCCACUCAGUAUAUGACCCCAGUGAUACCACAAUUCAAGGUCAUAGGUCAAAGACUUCUGAAUCAGAUUUCUUCCGGAAGUAAAUCUGUGUCCUCCUCUAUGGAGAAGAAACAGGUGCAUCAUCAAUUAGUGCAGCAGAAUUCCGGCAUACUGAUCCAUGGAGAUAGACCGCCUGCACCGAUGCUUACCAUUGAAGAUUCAUUCUUCCCUCAGGCUAUACUUCAGAAACUCACCAAGCUUGGUUAUCAGGGCCCUAGUGCCAUCCAAGCCUACUCCUGGCCUUCUAUUCUCAGAGGGAGGGAUACGGUGGGUAUCUCCGCCCCCGGGACUGGGAAGAGCUUAGCGUUUCUAUUGCCAUUGAUUGCACAGACAAUGCAGCCGACGACGUAUUCUUCAUUACCACCAGGCAAUGGGCCUCUGGUGAUCGUUGUAUGUCCAAGAUGGCGUCAAGCUGCUGAGGUUUAUGACCAGUGUGAGAGAUUUCUUCCAUCUCAACGAGGCAGUAAAGUUAUCUUGAUUCAUGGAGGAGGGUCAGAGGAAGAUCAAGAGGUCCAGUUGAUGAAUGGAUGUAGUGUCCUUGUUGCUACUUUACCUUGCUUGCUUAGAAUGAUCAAAGGAGAGCAUGCCAGCCUUCGCAGACUCAGCCACUUGGUCUUUGAUGAUGCAGACAUUCUUUGUGAAGAUUAUACAUCAGAGGUGAAGCAGUUGAUGGGUGAUUUUGGUUCAAUGUUAUCUAUGAGCGAUAGUAUUCAUCGUACUGCACCUAGACAGCUUGUUCUCUUUGCAUCACAAUGGACCAUGGCUAUGGGGUCAUUCGUCAGGAGCUAUAUGUCAGAUCCGAUCUUUGCUUGUACCUUCCCACUGGAGGCAGCAGUCUAUGCUAGAGUGCGCCAGGUUGUAUUAAGAGUUGAGCCAGACGGUCGAGCUGCUGUUAUCAGAUCACUUCUUGAAUCCAGAUCCGGACGAGUCGUCAUCUUCACUAAUAAAAAGGAAGAUGCACAGAAACUUCAAAAGCUUCUCUUGGGCGGUUACUGCUACUACACAUUACUAGCGUUCAAGGAUAUGCCAAGACAUCAUUUAGAGGCCGUCAUGAAAGAAUGGCAUACGGAACAUAAACAAGACUCUCUGCCAAUAUUGGUUUGUACCGAUGAUGCGUGCCAAGACUUGGGUAUCACUGAUGCUAGUACCGUCGUCCAUUUUGACUUCCCGCCGUCCAAACAGAAGUUCGGUCAACGUCUCAGUACGAUGAUGGACCACUUCUCAUCACAGCUUGAAAAGAGUAAGGUGUCAGACUGCAAGUCCAUUCUUCUCAUAUCCAAGGAGCACACGUUGCAUUCCCCUGGACUUGCAAAUCUACUGAGCAGGUGCAGUUUUACUAUUCCUACCCUGCUGAGAGUGGAAGAGGCCAUAAUGGAGAAGGAAAUGAGCAAGAAGUCCAAGUCUCUUUGCCACCAACUCAAGGCAUUUGGGAGGUGCAGGAAUGAGAAAUCGUGUACAGGGCGCCAUCAGGUGUUCUCAGACUUAGAUACGCCGGGUAGCCAAGCUAACCAUCUUCAUCUACCACCAUCAGGCAUUGUGAAGAUUUUAGUCACACAUGUUGUAGAUGCUUCAAACUUCUACGCUCGCAUACUGGAAUACAGAAACACCGAAGCCAGUGAUGCUGUUGCCAUGCCAACUACACAUCUUGACCUUGCCUUUGACCUUGCUUUGUGGUUCAGUGACCCAAACCACAAGGAAGCGUGUAGUUCUCAUAUGGCUGGUGACCUCUGUGUGAUUGAAGAUGGUCAGCACGUCUACCAUAGGGUCAGGGUGCAAAGGUCAAAGAGGACAGGAAGUUCAAUGUUUGAAGAGGAAAAAGAGGUACAAUACAUCGACCAGGGAAGGACGGAGCGGGUACCAGUCAGUAAGCUUCUAAGACUACCUGAUCAUUUAUCCAUCAUACCUCAUCAGGUUGUUGAGAUAGUUGUGUGUCGGAUUAAACCGCUGGAUGGCGACACUGAUUGGACGACUCAGGCUGGUUUCUUUGUCCAUAACAAGAUCCACGAUAAACAACUCGAAGGGAAGAUCAUUCUCAAUCUGAACAACACCCUAUGGGUAGACCCUCUAGUACAGCGUGUACAUCUACCAAGCCUCCAAACUACCGUCAAUAUUCAUAAUAUUAGACAAGAGUUACUCGAAGAAGGCUAUGCUGAGGAUAACCCAGAGCAUAUUACCAAUUUGAGGAAGAGAUGUGAAGGACGCUUGACCCUCCCUGACCUGGUGACCCCGUCAGGUCAAGAGCACAGAAGUCAACCUAUACUACUACCAGAUCCAAUCUAUCUCAAGAUAUCAGAUGAGUUCUACACAGUGUAUGUGUCGUCUGUACACACUCCAGGCUGUCUGUACAUACAGCUAGCAAGCUAUGCUAAAAGACUUGAGAACUUGAUGGAGGAAAUCAAUGCUAAAUGUCAGUCUGUUAAGACAGCGCCCUCACAGUCAAAAGACUGGCAACCUAAAGUAGGUGAAGUGUGUCUUGCCAAGUUCCACGAAGAUGAAAGAUGGAAUAGAGUCAGUAUUAGAGAGAUCUCAGGUGAAGGAAAGUAUGAAGUCUUCUAUCUGGAUUUUGGCGAUCAGGAAGAAGUUUCAAAGGAGUGGAUACGGCCUGCAUGGAAUACAAUUCUCCAGUUACCAUUCCAAGCUAUCAAGUGUAGUCUCACCAACAUCCGUCCUCAUCAAGGUGCUGAUUGGUCAGAUGGUGCUGGAGAUGCAUUAUGGGAUAUGUGUCUGGACGGAGACAGCAAGAAACUACUCAUGGUUAAAGUGGUAUCCGAGAAGAAACAAGACGCGGAGUGCAUCCAAUAUGAGAUUGAACUCUUCGAUACGAGCAGUGAACGAGACAUUGUGAUUGGUCAGCAGCUUGUAUAUGGUGGACACGCUUCUGGCACUGAGUCAUUCCUAGAGGCAGUGUUCCCAACUACAAUUCCAGAUGAUGAUACUGAGGUUCCCUUGACAACAGAAGCAGCCAAUCAGCUGUCUCAUCUCUGCUCGGAGAUCUUUCAAAUGAAGAAUUUGGAAGAGCAGCUUGAAUCAGCCAAACAGAUCAAGGAAUUAAUGAUGACAAUCUGCGAGUUGGAUUACGAGGUUGAUGUGACUCCGUUAUGUCAGCUACUAGUCUCGAUGAAGGACGACCAGUUACUCACUGAUACACUGGCUACUGGUCUGGUGUAUGGAUGCUUCAAAAAACCAAAAAACUGUGAAGUUGUUUGCAGAGUUGGAGGUUUACAUCAACUAUGCAGGCUGCUGCUUAAGACGGAUGAUGCUGGGCUUCAGGAAUUCAUUCCUUAUAUUCUAAUGAUGUCAUCAGGAAGUAAUGCAAGCAAGAAAAGUAUUCAAGAUUAUGGUGGAAUCCAAGCCCUGUGUAGACUUCUAGAUCAGUCAGUAACGAUUGCCGUCAUCAACCAAGCCAGCUCAGCACUAGCGUCACUAGUUGCUGAUAACACUCAGAAUCAAGAAGUCGCAAGCAAGGCAGGUGGAUUGAAAUCACUCUGCAAGCUGCUGGGUAUCGUUAAAGAUAAAGAUUGCUUGAUGAACAUGUUGAGGGCGCUAUCCAAGAUGGCUGCUCAUCUAGGCAAUAGAGAUUUGAUUCGUGAGGAGGGUGGACUUACCGUGCUGUGUGACUUUUUAUGGGAGACCAGGGAUAGUCCACUGGUUCACAUCAUUGCUCAAGCAUUAUCAGUGUUGAGUAGCAAUAACAUGGAGAAUCUACAAGCCAUGGCGGAACAGCAGAUGUUAGACUGUGUAGAGUGUCAGUUGAUGUGCAUGAGUCAUUCACAAAGCACACACCAAUUGCUAAGCACACUCCACGUCCGCCUCAUCAACUACACAAAGAAACACAUGACCACCGACGUCCAAGCAGACUUCAGCUUCUUCAGCAGCCAAUCAAAUCCGCCAUCUGGUGGAAUAGGCCAAUCAACAGUUGAGUAUCAGACAAAAGUCAUUGAUAUUCAUGAGAUUAAAGAGGGGGAGGAGCCUGUGAUUGAGGAGGAUUUGAACGAUAUGCCUCCAUUGGAAUAUGUGCCAGAAAGUGCUCUGCCGAGACUCCAUCCUAAGGUGCUAUGGUCCCAACGUUCAAACUCGGUCGUCCUCAGUGUACAGCUCAGAGGAGUCCAGACUUAUGACAUCAAACUGACAUCAACAAGCAUUAGUUUCAGUACUCUCGUAGAUGCAACUAUGUACGAGUUUAAGUUGAACCUUUAUGGUCGUGUGAGGGCGCCAGACCAUACAGCUGUCCCCUCAGGCAGUGAAGUGUUAAUCACGUUGUACAAAGAGAGCGUCGGGUCCAAAUGGUCCAGAUUGGCUGCCAACAAGAGCAAGUUGCCUUACAUUGGUGUGGAUUUCGAACGAUGGAACGAGGAAUCUGAUUCAGACGAUGAGGUUGAAGCUCGUUUUGGGAUCAAGAAGAAGACUUCACAUCCCAUCAAGCCAAAGAUGAAGAAAACUCCAAGCAAUAAAAUCCCAAUUGCUUCAGUUCCAGAGCUGGAUACAUCAGAAAGUUCCAAUUCUGAGUAUGAACUUCUGGAUAGCUCAGAGGAAGGAGCUGAGUUUAGUUAUGCUAGCGAUGAGAAUAAUGACCCUCUGAGUCAAAUUCAGUCAUCAUCGCAGUGAGGCAUUACAGUUAGCCUUUUUGAGAUGUGGUAGCCACCUAGCUGACACUAUAGAAGUGUACUGUCUUGUUUUGGUGGCAGCGGUGGGAUACUAGUGCCAUAGUAUUGCCAUAGUACAGCACUUUGUAAACGUGUUGGAUCCACAUACCUUGCAUGAAAAAUACUGAGCGCUUUAAGAGGCCCAUCGGGUAUGAUAAAGCACAAUAAGAACUCGGUGUUAUGGGUGUGUCCACCAUACUUUAUAAUGGCUUUGAGAAAUGUCUGACGUUUUAAAGUUUGAACGUCUGGAUAGCUCUGAGGAAGGAGCUGAGUUUGGUUACGCUAGCGAUGAGAAUCAUGACCCUCUGAGUCAAAUUCAGUCAUCAUCGCAGUGAGGCAUCACAGUUAGCCUUUUUGAGAUGCGGUAGCCACCUAGUUGACACUAUAGAAGUGCACUGUUUUGUUUUGGUGGCAGCGGUGGAUACUAGUGCCAUAGUAUUGCCAUAGUACAGCACUUUGUAAACAUGUUGGAUCCACAUACCUUGCAUGAAAAAUACUUAGCACUUCAAGUCGACCAUCGGGUAUUAUAAAGCACAAUAAGAACUCAGUGUUAUGGGUGUGUCCACCAUACUUUAUAAUGGCUUUGAGAAAUGUCUGACGUUUUAAAGUUUGAACGUCUGGAUAGCUCUGAGGAAGGAGCUGAGUUUGGUUACGCUAGCGAUGAGAAUCAUGACCCUCUGAGUCAAAUUCAGUCAUCAUCGCAGUGAGGCAUCACAGUUAGCCUUUUUGAGAUGCGGUAGCCACCUAGUUGACACUAUAGAAGUGCACUGUUUUGUUUUGGUGGCAGCGGUGGAUACUAGUGCCAUAGUAUUGCCAUAGUACAGCACUUUGUAAACAUGUUGGAUCCACAUACCUUGCAUGAAAAAUACUUAGCACUUCAAGUCGACCAUCGGGUAUUAUAAAGCACAAUAAGAACUCAGUGUUAUGGGUGUGUCCACCAUACUUUAUAAUGGCUUUGAGAAAUGUCUGACGUUUUAAAGUUUGAACGUCUGGAUAGCUCUGAGGAUGGAGCUGAGUUUGGUUACGCUAGCGAUGAGAAUCAUGACCCUCUGAGUCGCAUUCAGUCAUCAUCGCA